UCCCACCUCCCAGCUCCCUGCGGCAGAGCCUGACCUGCACUGUGACUGAACCAAACUGUCGAUUGGAGUGAAGCCUGAUCCCCUGCAGCCACAGACACCAUGAGACUAGUCCUCCCCAACCCUGGGCUCAAAGACCGGAUCCCGUCCCAUGUGGACCUGGAGAGGAUGGAGAACGAGGAAGCCGGGGACAGGCCCAAGUGGGACAACAAGGCCCAGUACCUGCUCACCUGUGUGGGCUUCUGUGUGGGACUCGGCAACGUCUGGAGAUUCCCUUAUCUGUGUCAAAGCCACGGAGGAGGAGCAUUUAUGAUCCCGUUUCUUAUUCUGCUGGUUCUGGAGGGAAUCCCAUUGUUGCACCUAGAGUUUGCCAUCGGCCAGCGCCUCAGGAAGGGCAGUGUGGGGGUUUGGACUGCUAUUAACCCCUAUUUAGCUGGUGUUGGUAUUGCAUCAAUGCUGGUGUCAUUUGUGGUGGGCAUGUACUACAACACCAUCAUGGCCUGGGUGAUGUGGUACUUCUUCAACUCCUUCCAGAGUCCCCUGCCAUGGAGCCAGUGUCCACUCAAUGCCAAUCUCACAGAUGUGGUUUCAGAAUGCAAACAGAGCUCUCCAGUGGACUACUUCUGGUACAGAGUGACACUGAAUACCUCUACAGCUAUAGAUGAGUCUGGAGGUCUGCAGUGGUGGAUGGUGCUUUGUUUAGUCACUGCUUGGACUGUGCUCUAUAUUUGCUGCAUUAGAGGGAUUGAAACCACUGGCAAGGCUGUGUACAUCACAUCCACUCUUCCAUACGUGGUGCUCACCAUCUUCCUCAUCAGAGGACUGACUCUCAAAGGGUCCAUAGAGGGAAUCAAGUUCCUCUUCACACCAGAUGUAAAUGAGUUGUUGAAUCCGUCAGCGUGGUUGGAUGCAGGUGCCCAGGUUUUCUUUUCUUUCUCCUUGGCCUUUGGAGGUCUUAUCUCUUUCUCCAGUUACAACCCUGUUCAUAACAACUGUGAGCAGGAUGCUGUUAUCAUCUCCAUCAUUAAUGGCUGUACUUCUGUCUAUGCUGCCAUUGUUAUCUACUCCAUCAUCGGCUUCCGGGCCACAGAGCGGUUUGAAGCCUGCCUUAAUGAAAACAUCAUUAUGCUACUGAAUGAAUUCAGUCUAGCUGAGGGGAGCAUCACACAGAGCAACUAUGAUGAAAUGCUGCAAACACUCAACAGCACGAUCUCUGGGUCAGAGGUCAUACAAGGGCUGGGCCUCAACACCUGCAGCAUGAAAUCUUUCCUUUCUGAUGGUGUGGAGGGGACAGGUCUGGCCUUCAUUGUGUUCACAGAGGCCAUCACCAAGAUGCCCAUUUCCCCUCUUUGGUCUAUCCUGUUUUUCAUCAUGCUCUUCUGUCUGGGGCUCUCCACCAUGUUUGGAAGCAUUGAGGGAGUGGUUGUUCCCCUGCAGGAUCUAAAGAUCUUUCCUGCGACGUGGCCCAAAGAGGUGCUAACAGGAACUGUGUGCCUGGUGUCCUGCUUGAUUGGACAAAUUUUUGCCCAGCAGUCUGGUAGUUACUGGUUAGCACUGUUUGACAGUUUUGCUGGCUCCACUCCUCUGCUGAUCAUCGCCUUCUGUGAAAUGAUUGCUGUCUCCUACUUAUAUGGAAUAGACAGGUUCAACAAAGACAUAGAGUUCAUGAUUGGACACAAACCCAACAUCUUCUGGCAGGUCACAUGGAGAGUGCUCAGCCCCUUGAUUGUCUUUGUUAUCUUUGUCUUUUAUUUUGCCACCAAAGUCAGCUCCGAAGUGUCGUACAUCGCCUGGAAUCCAGAAUCGGCUAACUUCCCAGUGUUGGACACAUUAUUCUAUCCUGGUUGGGUCUAUGUUGUCAUCGUCAUUGUGGCUGGAGUUCCCAGCCUUUCAAUCCCAGGAGUUGCCUUAUACAAACUGUUUCAAAGAUGCUGCUGCAAGAAAACCACCGAUGUACCUGUGCUCAACACCAUCUCUUCCACAGUCAGCAUGUCAGACCCUCCCACAAAGUCAUAGAAUGUCAGCAGCAACAUUUAAUUGGAUUGUGUUGAAUAUCUGUAUUAUAUAAUGAUGCAACUUUGAUACUGCAUAUUGCUCACUUAAUGAAGUUACAUGCCACCCCUGUUGCCUUAAAACAUGGAAUUAAUAUUUGUGAGAAUCAAAGUCUCAGAUGUGUAAACAUGCAAAUGUCAAUAAAGCACCAGUUUAUUCUAUUUCAUCAUGCUGUUUAUCAUUAUUAUUAAAGUUUUAUUCUAUGGUGACAUUACUAGUUCACACCAGAUAG
Messenger RNA from Myripristis murdjan (pinecone soldierfish), 2281 nucleotides. RefSeq names its product sodium-dependent neutral amino acid transporter B(0)AT1-like. Gene Ontology annotation, molecular function: neutral L-amino acid transmembrane transporter activity. Gene Ontology annotation, biological process: sodium ion transmembrane transport; neutral amino acid transport; nitrogen compound transport. The transcript is spliced from 12 exons. Lineage: Eukaryota; Metazoa; Chordata; Actinopteri; Holocentriformes; Holocentridae. Gene Ontology annotation, cellular component: apical plasma membrane; brush border membrane; plasma membrane. The coding region runs from base 100 to 2013 and encodes 637 amino acids. The record is from RefSeq and is a predicted model, not a curated record.